GUCGCUAAUGUGAAUACGUUCAGUACGUCAAACACAGCAGUGGUAAAUGAAGUGCUUUUCUGUUGUUGUACUGAACUUCGCUGUAGUAUUAGGAUUUUUCAGUCCCGCUUUUGCAAUUAUGUCUGCCGAAUGUCUCGCUAAAAUCCCAGAGGUUGAUUUAGAUCCCAACGGUGUCUUCAAAUACGUCCUUAUACGGGUGAACAGCAAAGACGACGAUUCAUAUGUUGAUAUUGUGAGAGGAUACGCAUGGGCCGAGUAUCAUGCUGAUAUCUAUGACCAUGUGGCUGAAGAACUGGAGAAAGGUGGAGGACUGGAUUGUGAAUGUCUCGGAGGUGGAAGAAUCAAACAUGACAGUGCUGCAAAAAAGAUCCACGUCUACGGUUAUUCUGUGGGAUUUGGGAAAGCGAAUCAUUCUGUUUCCACAGAGAAGAUAAAAAGCCAUUACCCAGACUAUGAGGUGACCUGGGCAGACGAAGGGUAUUGAAUGGGUUACAUGGGAUAAAUGACAGCUGCGAAUAAGGACACUAUUUCAAACUGAACUUCUUAACGUAGCUUUCAAGUCUUGAUGUGCCAAGGCUGAGAAAGUACAGAACUUGAAUACAUUUCUGAGAUGGAUGGAUGGAUGGAUGUAUGGAUGGGACGUUUACUCCAAAACUAGAAAGGUCACACUCAUGUCUGAUUGGUUUUUAAUUUAAUGUGUAGAUUAACACAUGGCAGCAAACAAAGAUAAAGUUUAUUUACUAGUUUAUUUUAUAUUCCUUUAUGUCCACUGGUCUUUAAAUAUGAUGAAAUAAAACAGGUUAUGUACUUCGUCCAAACCAUAAAAAGUUAUAUAGUGCAAUGUUGAUAUCCUGAAAUGAUAUUAAAGUCCAGAGAAGUGUUCUUUGAAAUUCCCACAAUCACUUAUUUGUAAUUAAUUUAAGCUGGAAGAAAUGUUUGGAUGUACUGUUAUCUUGCAAUAUCUUGGUAAGGUAGAUUACUGUGCUUAACUACAAAAUAUAAAUUGUGAUUUAAUGAUUUCUAAAGCACCAUACAAUAAAAGUCUUUCAUUAUCU
Molecule: messenger RNA, 1055 nt
Organism: Carassius auratus (goldfish)
Lineage: Eukaryota; Metazoa; Chordata; Actinopteri; Cypriniformes; Cyprinidae
Product: 14 kDa phosphohistidine phosphatase-like
Exons: 3
Coding region: 47-484 (145 amino acids)
Biological process (GO): peptidyl-histidine dephosphorylation
Cellular component (GO): cytosol
Molecular function (GO): protein histidine phosphatase activity
Source: RefSeq, a predicted model, not a curated record